Molecule: messenger RNA, 1750 nt
Organism: Galeopterus variegatus (Sunda flying lemur)
Lineage: Eukaryota; Metazoa; Chordata; Mammalia; Dermoptera; Cynocephalidae
Gene: TNFSF13
Product: tumor necrosis factor (ligand) superfamily, member 13
Exons: 6
Coding region: 262-1014 (250 amino acids)
Biological process (GO): immune response; positive regulation of isotype switching to IgA isotypes
Cellular component (GO): membrane
Molecular function (GO): receptor ligand activity; tumor necrosis factor receptor binding
Source: RefSeq, a predicted model, not a curated record
CUUCCUAGAGAGACUGGCACCAAAUUCUCCUGAGGCUGGGGGAAGUUGGGGGGGGUCUCAAAGCGACACUGGUCAUACAGUGGGGAGCAAGGAGGACCAACAAUACCCCUUGCUUGCUUUCCUCCUCCCUCCCUUUUAUUCAAGUUCCUUUUUAUUUCUCCCUUGCGUAACGCCCUUCUUCCCUUCUGCACCACUGCCCACACCCCCACCCUCCCCGCCACCUCCUUGCCACCCCACAACUGUUGGCAGGGUCCCCAGCUCAUGCCAGCCUCAUCUCCUUUCUUACUAGCCCCCAAAGGGCCCCCGGGCAACAUGGGGGCCCCUGUCCGAGAGCCGGCACUCUCAGUUGCUCUCUGGUUGAGUUGGGGGGCGGCUCUGGGGGCUGUGGCUUGUGCCAUGGCUCUGCUGACCCAACACGCAGAGCUGCAAAGCCUAAGGAGAGAGGUGAGCCGGCUACAGAGGACUGGAGGGCCCUCCCAGAAGGGGGAAGAGUAUCCCUGGCUGAGCCUCCAGGAGCAGAAUUCUGACGCCCUGGAAGCCUGGGAGGAUGGGGAGAGGUCCCGGAGAAGGAGAGCAGUGCUCACCCAGAAACAGAAGAAGAGGCACUCAGUUCUGCACCUUGUUCCCAUUAACAUCACCUCCAAGGAGGAUUCUGACGUGACAGAGGUGAUGUGGCAACCAGCUCUUAAGCGUGGGAGAGGCCUGGAGGCUCAAGGCUACGUUGUUCGUGUCUGGGAUGCUGGAGUUUAUCUGCUGUAUAGCCAGGUCCUGUUUCAUGAUGUGACUUUCACCAUGGGUCAGGUGGUGUCUCGGGAAGGCCAGGGAAGGCAGGAGACUCUAUUCCGAUGUAUAAGAAGUAUGCCCUCCAACCCGGACCGGGCCUACAAUAGCUGCUACAGCGCAGGUGUCUUCCAUUUACACCAAGGGGAUAUUCUGAGUGUCAUAAUUCCCCGGGCAAGGGCAAAACUUAGCCUCUCUCCACAUGGAACCUUCCUGGGGUUUGUGAAACUGUGAUUGUGUUAUAAAAGGUGGUUAUGAGCUUGGAACACCAGGGUGCGUACAUAUUGGAAACAGCCAAAAGCGUCUAGACAAAGGACAGGCAAUGGGCAAGAAUAGAGGCCUCUUCCUGUGUUGGACGUCAUGACCCUCUGUUCCUCCCUUUUCCCUUCCCACCCCCAAGUUUUGAUUUCAUAGACAACUGGCUUUUAUCCCCCAUCCAGCCCCAAAUUCGUGUGCGCGCGCGUGUGUAAGUGCGGGUGGGGGUGGGGUGCCAGGCACCGUCCAGGCCGGCUUCGGGUCGUCCACUGGAAUGCAUCCAGAACAGCAGCACCAUCUAGCGGCAGUUUGAGGGACCCAUCGUAGGGAAAACCCUUGGUUCCCUAUGACACGCCUCCUCCAGGUACCCUUUGCCUCCUCGCCCCACAAGAAGCCUCACCCUCUCUUGCUUCUCUCCAUCUACUGGUCCUCAGUUUCCAUCACUUAUCUCCAGAAGUGUAUCUAUUAUGCGCCCGUCUGCAGGGGGUGCCCGACGACGACGGUCCCUUUGCAGCCACAUUACUUUUCGGGUCCCAAGUUUUGCCUCUCUAUUCCCCCGGCGUGGCAAGUCACUCCAAGCCCCUCCAGAAUGGGACUGGUCCCCGGGGAGCCUUGGAUAAACCGUACGCCAUGUUGCUGGUCUUGCCUCACUCCUCUGAGCCCUUCUUUCUGCUCAAAACUCUGCUUAAAGUUAAAUAAAAGAGGAUGAAUGGUA